Messenger RNA from Lichtheimia ornata, 1488 nucleotides. RefSeq lists its product as uncharacterized. Gene Ontology annotation, cellular component: cytoplasm. The record is from RefSeq and is a predicted model, not a curated record. Gene Ontology annotation, biological process: negative regulation of MAPK cascade; protein dephosphorylation. The transcript is spliced from 2 exons. The coding region runs from base 1 to 1488 and encodes 495 amino acids. Gene Ontology annotation, molecular function: MAP kinase tyrosine/serine/threonine phosphatase activity; protein tyrosine/threonine phosphatase activity. NCBI's taxonomy places the organism in Eukaryota, Fungi, Mucoromycota, Mucoromycetes, Mucorales, Lichtheimiaceae.
AUGUAUGUAUGUGCGUGUGGAUGGGAGGUUUCACUUUGGGAGCUGGCAAUCAAAAAGGCCAAUUGUUUCUUGAUACUGUGGACACCUCUUUCCUUACAAGAUACGCUCUUUAUGAAUAGCACCGCCACUCAUCCCACUGACGUACUCGCCGAUGCCUUCAAUCAGCAAGCUAGUCUAAGUCCUGGACCCAUGUUAACGCCUUCACAACUGGUUGGCAUGCUUCAGAACCACCCAACGACACCACCGCCCCUUUUGAUUGACGUCCGCCGCUACGACGAUUACGAAAGAACGCACAUUCGACACUCGCUCAAUGUCAGUAUCCCGUCACUACUGGUGAAGCGAUAUCAGCGUGGACAAAUCGUAUCCAACUUUUCACUAGAAAGUUUCAUUGCUACCGAGGAAGGAAAAGAGUACUAUGAAAAAUGGCGAGGCAAUGUCAUUGUUGUAUAUGAUGCUGAUCGUAUCAUCACUGAUCAUGCAGCCAUGCUAUUGACGGUGCUCAAGAAUGAUCAACGUGCAGUAUAUGGUGUUGAAGGUGGAUUCGAAGCUAUUUGGGCGCAUGAUCCAUGGGCCAAUUAUAUGGUUGGUCCACCGCUUAUGCAGGCAUCCAAGAGCGCACGCACGACAAGUAGAGCAAACCAUGGCAACAAUGACGCACCAAACGAUGGGUCAAAUACCAAUGUUCAUCGACGAUCAAGUCUUUUCAGCUUGGAUACGAGUCGUUUACAUCAUUACAAUCGUGUUAAAGCGAGUCGACACCAUCAUCAUCAGCUGCCACCUCCUACACAGCCACGUAAACUCGCUUUCACCUCAGCCCCCACAGACAACAACAACAACGCCACAACCACGAAUACCAACAAACAAAUAUCGAGAAAGGAUUAUGAGCCAUCAUCAACAGCAAUACCAGCACCUUGUGAAUCGAGCAGCUUUGUCAUAUCGGAAAUCAUUCCGGGUUUCUUGUUUCUCGGUCCCGAGAUUUCCGAUCAGGAACAGCUCAACAAAUUACUAUCACAUUCGAUUCGACGUAUCCUCAAUAUGGCUGAAGAAUGCAAUGAUGAUGUUCCUGGAUUGAAGGAUAAGAUCAGGUAUUUCAAAUUAAAGGCUCGAGAUACGAUUGCGAUGGAAAAUGUGGAACAAACAUUGCGGGAAGCUGUCAAGGUUAUUGAUACUGCAAAGGAGCAUCACGAGCCAAUUUAUGUCCAUUGCAAAGCUGGCAAAUCAAGAUCUGUGGCUGCUAUUCUCGCUUAUUUGGUUAUGACGGAGCAUUGGUCACUCAAAAGAGCUUAUCAACAUGUCAUCAAAGUACGACCGAGUAUGUCACCCAACAUUGGAUUUGUCGCCGAGCUAUUGAAAUUGGAAGAAAGCAUACAUGGCCGUACCAGCAACUUUGCUACAGCAGAUUGGCAAUCCAUUGAUCCAUGCAUGCCGCCAAGUCCGGAAUCACAACAAGCUAUUCGAAAGGUGAGGAUGGCAUGGUCUUCAAGCUGA